Molecule: messenger RNA, 1347 nt
Organism: Osmerus eperlanus (European smelt)
Lineage: Eukaryota; Metazoa; Chordata; Actinopteri; Osmeriformes; Osmeridae
Product: dTDP-D-glucose 4,6-dehydratase-like
Exons: 12
Coding region: 212-1237 (341 amino acids)
Biological process (GO): nucleotide-sugar metabolic process
Molecular function (GO): dTDP-glucose 4,6-dehydratase activity
Source: RefSeq, a predicted model, not a curated record
AGAGCAGCUUUGUACUGUCGUAAUAUCAGCUAUGUGAAUCAUCUGUGAAGUAGCAAGAAGCGGUGUGUAGUCUCCGUUUUUCAGAACUCCUAAAACAUGGGAAGUUAGUUGGAUGACUAAUUUCAGUCAAGGUGCUUUCGUCCAACAUCUCGAAUGGUGUUUGUCACGAAUGUAUUUAAACUGGUCUUCAGUGAGUCUCGGGUGGUGAGAGAUGGACUUCUGUACGAAUAUCCUGGUCACCGGAGGGUCGGGGUUCAUUGGGUCCCAUUUCGUCUGUUCCUUGGUCAACAGACAUCCAGACUGGCGCGUUAUCAAUUUGGACAAUAUGGACUACUGUGCGAGUGCACGCAGCCUGGAACGCUUUGAAGAGAGAGACAACUACACGUUCAUCAAGGGGGACAUUUGCAAUCCACGCUUGGUAAACCAUAUUUUCGCCACAGAAAACAUAGAUAUUGUUUUUCAUCUGGCCGCCAAAACACACGUUGAGUCUUCCUUCGUCUGUCCAUCAACCUACCAGAGGGUGAACGUGGAAGGGACGCGCGUGCUACUGAAGGGAGCGUUCGACGCCAAGGUGGCCAAGUUUGUUUACAUCAGCACAGACGAGGUUUACGGACAGAGCCUGGAUAAGGCGUUUGAGGAGACCAGCCCAAGACGACCCUCCAACCCGUACUCCAACACCAAAGCAGCCGCAGAGUGUCUGGUGUUGUCCUACUGGGAAAAGUACAGGUUUCCUGUGAUCGUGACAAGGAGCAACAACGUCUAUGGACCCAGACAGUUCACUGAAAAGGUCAUUCCAAGAUUCGUCUCUCUUCUGCAAAACGACAAGAAGUGUACCAUACAAGGCACAAGGCCCCAGUCUCGCCACUUCCUGUUUGUGGAGGAUGUUGUUGAGGCCCUUUUCACCAUUCUGGAGAAAGGGAUUGUGGGAGAAAUCUACAACAUUGGGGCCGACUUUGAGAUCUCCAUCAUCCAGCUGGCCAGAGAGCUAACCAAGAUGGUCAGGAACGUGCCGGACUCGGACCUGGGUGAUUGGUUAGAGUUUGUUGCCGAGCGGCCCCAGGUUGACCUCAGGUACCCCAUCAACUCGGACAAGCUCAGGCAUCUGGGCUGGGCGCCGGCCGUCUCCUGGGCAGAGGGCAUCAGGACGACAGUGAAAUGGUACCAAGAGAAUCCAGACUUCUGGGAGGAGUUUACAGAACAGCCAAUCAGCUGUGAGCCUCACACUCAGGACCAAUAGACACACUGGAGAUGAAGGAACAUCUUAUGGUUGAAAAGACACAAAUGUUUUGUAUGAUAAUGACCAAGAUGGAUUGUACAACUUUUAAAAAAUUAAAUAAAAAAUAUUUA